Theileria equi strain WA is the source of this 1566-nucleotide messenger RNA. RefSeq lists its product as hypothetical. Gene Ontology annotation, molecular function: NAD+ kinase activity. The coding region runs from base 1 to 1566 and encodes 521 amino acids. The record is from RefSeq and is a predicted model, not a curated record. Gene Ontology annotation, biological process: NAD+ metabolic process. The transcript is spliced from 6 exons. Lineage: Eukaryota; Apicomplexa; Aconoidasida; Piroplasmida; Theileriidae. Gene Ontology annotation, cellular component: mitochondrion.
AUGUAUAUAUUGAGAAACAAAGAAUUCUACUUUUGUAGAAAGUAUGUAUACUCUAAUAUACGGAACUUUCCAAAAACACGGCAAUUUUCUACCAUGUUCGACACUAUAAAAAACAGCUAUAAGACAAUGGAAAUAAGAAAAGUUUCAAUCCUUGAGAAAAUCACAAAGUUCGACCUAGAAAUUAAAAAUGGGCUCACUCCAACCGAAAUAUAUAAUCAGUUUCCCUUGGCAUAUAACACACAUAUAAUACACAAGCGUGUGAUGGAGUCACUUAUAAGGCACUUACGGGAUGUUUAUAUGAUAAAGCCAACUGUGUUAAAAGCCCAGAAUCCAGAUUUACUACCAUUCGAUCCAACAGAUUCACCAGAUAUGGUCAUAAGUGCAGGUGGUGACGGAACCUUUUUGGAGGCUGCAUCUCUGAUACCACCUGAGCAAUUGAGACCACGGCCCCUGUGGUUGGUUGGUUUAAAUACGGAUCCUGAGAGAUCUCUAGGAACGCUCUGCAUAUCGUAUUUUGAUCGAAAGACUUUCUACCCAUUUAGUUGUAAUAUACAGGAUGACAAAACAUUUGAUUCCCCAGUCUAUGAUAAUAAUUGCAGAUAUAAUUACACACGUCACGCUUCAAAAAAAAUCCGGUUUAAAGAUUUUACACUUGAAGAAAAAUGGUUAAAUGUAAGCCCUCACGAAAUCGCAGCGAUAUCUCGUGCUUCGUUUGAUCCGCAUGAGGAUUCCACAGUUGGUUCCGAAGCUAGGCAAUUGCCAAAGCCGAGCGAAUAUGAUAAAGAUAUUGAUUUUGAUACAUAUUCCAUGACAUAUGAUGAGUAUGUCAGAACUAUCUUGGACAAGUUGUUGGUUCACCGUUCAUUGGAUCCUAUUUAUCGUCAAAGGAUCAGACUAAAGUUAUUCAAGAGAAAUUCGAAUUUUGGCACCUCAGCAUCAUUGAGAGCUAAUCAUACAUCUAUUGAGAACGCAUUAUUUUCUGAAGCUAGUUCAAAUUUUAGCUAUGAUGAUUUGAAGACGGGUCAUUCAGUUACCAAUCCUUCUUUUCCUCAUGGGAUAGUUAAUGACGUAAUGAUUGCAGACAAAUUUUUUGGCAAAACCUUUUACGCCCUAAUUCAAAUUGAUGAUCUACCCAUAAAGCGUGUUAAAAGCAGUGGUGUUCUAAUUACUACUGGAACUGGAUCGACUGCAUGGGCAUAUAAUAUAUGCAAAACAAACUUUACUAGGGGUUCCAGUAUCAUUCAGUGUCUUCUGGAUCACCCAUCGAUUCCAAAGGACUUUGCCUCAAAAAUAGACAACAACGUUGUUAAUGAGGUCGUCAAUUGUUACAAUGAAAAGUUAAAGAUGGACCCCUCGAAAGAUCUUUUACGAUGUAUUAUUAGGGAAGAGAUUAGCGAUAAGGCAACGGAAGACGCUUCAAUGUAUACAGGGAAGCAAGUCAAGGUUCUUGCCCUAGCUAAGGAUGCCGUUGUAUGUAUAGACGGUUCAAAGACUAUAGGCCUAGAUUAUGGCGAUGUAGUAGUUUUCAAGACUUUUGAAACUGACAUUAUUUGGUCUUGUAUCUAA